Caretta caretta (loggerhead turtle) is the source of this 1392-nucleotide messenger RNA. The record is from RefSeq and is a predicted model, not a curated record. Lineage: Eukaryota; Metazoa; Chordata; Testudines; Cheloniidae.
GGGAGAGGGUUCCUGUCUGCAUGUCUGCUCUGGGGAGAUAGGACUGUGUGUGAUCCCAGCCAGGCCAGCCCUCCUCUCCAGCACUCUCGCCAGAGAGACCCCCGCAGCCAGGGGGUCCUGGCAGCUCCCUUCUGGCCUGGGGAGCAGCUUCCAGCAGGGCGAAGAGUACGUGGUGCUGAAGCGAGGCUCCCGGGAAGCGGCGCCUGGCCUACUGGCCGGCAUGGCCCUGUGGGAGGGCCGGCGGGCAGGGCCAGCUGAAGGGCCUGCAAUGCCCCACAUCCUGGUCACUGACGUCAGUGCUUCGUCUCCUGGGGGGCAGAGCCCUGCAGCCUGGGGCAGCCCUGUGACAGCCCCCAACCCACAGCCUGAGCCAGAGCCCCCAAGAGCGGCAGAGGAGGAUGCAGAGAGCGUCUCCAAGCCUGCGUCGGAGCAUGAGGCCUCCGAAGAUGGAGGGAGCAGCCUGGGCUCCAGCCCUGUGGCGCUGGACCUGGUGGAGAAGGAGUGGCUGCAGGGGGCAGCCAGUGGCCACCUGCUCACCCUGAGUCACCUGCUCAAACAGGAGCCAUCCCUAGCCACCAGGAAGGACUUCACCUCGACGGCGCUGCACUGGGCGGCCAAACACGGCAAGGAGGACAUGGCCUCGCUGCUGGUGGCUGCAGGCGCUGAUGUCAACAUGCGAGCGGGCUACACCCCCCUGCACAUUGCCGCACUGCAUGGGCACCGCCAGGUCAUGGACCUGCUCGUCCGGAGCUACGGUGCCAAGCAGAACGUGCGGGAUUACAGCGGGCACCUGGCCAGGCACUACCUGAGAGCAGACAAGCCCCUGGACAGAGCUGCCACGAUGCCCCAGCUGCCAGAAGUGCACGGCAGGAACAGGGCUCUGGCCUGCCUGCUCUUGCCCAAAGGCAGCAGCCGGGCCCGGAAGUGCUGGGGCUCUGCCGAGGACCUGAUGGAGGAGGAGGAGCGGGGGCAGGCGCAGCACCUCACCGUGCCAGACUCGUACCGCACCGUGCGCAAGUUCUCCCGCUAGUGGGGCCGGCUCCUGGCCCCUGCCAGCCCCAGCCCCAGUCCCACCCGCUGCCGGGGGGCUCAGGCUGCCCCGAGUGCUCAGGGUCUGGGGAAGGGCAGUGGAUGGGCCCUGCUAGCGACUGCCCAGCCGGAGCAGGGCCAAGAGGCGCCGUGUUUCCCAAAGUUCAUACUAACACAGCUCCUCCCCCUGUCCAGUCCUGACCUGCAGCCGCGGCUGUCCUGCCCUGGCGAUUCCCGUGUGCGUGGCGCUGACCAUCACCCUCGGUGGUGGGGCUCGCUCGUUACAGCCCAGCUGCACCUCGCCCCUGCCGCACUCUGCUUUUUUCUAAUGGAUCCUGACACUGAAAUAAAACACUGUGUGCA